CAACAAUAUCAAUACAUUAAGAUAAGAAGAAAAAAAUCUGUUCUAAAGGAAGUCUAGAUAUUAGAGAUAACAGUAUAUUCGUGUACUUAAAGUCUUGCAGUGUCUAUGUGUUAAAUAGACAUAUCAAAAUUAAGUUUUUUAUUACAAAUUAAUUUCACUAUUUUCAUUCUAUGCAAGUGAAAUUUUAUCUUUGCAUAUUUUCUUAGCACAAGAACAAUGAAGAUGUUCAAUUACAAGUUCAUAAUACCAAUCUCUCUGCUGUUAUGUGGUAUCAGGUCUUCCAAAGUUUUGGAGAAACUUAUAAUAAAUACAGAUGCUGGCGCGGAUGAUGCAAUGGCUAUACUUUUAAUUCUUCGGACUGAAGGAUUUAAGGUGUUGGCAAUUACGUGUUCAUACGGAAAUACACAUUUGGAUAACGUUGCUACUAAUGUACUUAAAAUUUUAACAAUUGCCAACAGAAGUGACAUACCGGUAUAUAAAGGAGCAGACAAGCCAUUACUAUAUCCAUAUAAUACUGAUACGUUUUUUGGUUCUGAUGGGCUUGGAGACUUCAAUUUUACCGAAAAAAUGAUUGCUAAAGUAGAUAACAGCAAACAUGCAGCUGUAGCACUUAUAGACUUAGUAAAACAAUAUCCAGAAGAGAUAACUUUAUUGAGUCUUGCUCCAUUAACAAAUAUUGCUACAUCAAUUGCAUUGGAGCCCAAUUUUUUAAAAUAUUUGAAGAAUCAUAUAAUAUUAGGUAGCAGUGUUUCUGGCAUUGGCAAUGUCCUACCUAAUAUUGAAUUUAAUUUUUAUCAAGAUCCAGAAAGCAAUUAUAUAACUCUAAACUAUACUAAAACAAGUAUUUUAUUGCCAUGGGAUGCAUGCAAAGAAAAUACUAUGCCUUUGGAUUGGAGAAAAAAUGUAUUAGGAAAAGUUAAUUCUACUAUUAUGAAUUUCUUAAAUAAAGCAGAACGGAUAAGUUUAUCGAAAUCGAAAUCAUGGACUUCUGCAGAUACAAUGGCAGCUGCAAUUAUGUUGGAAUCAAAACUUAUAACCAAAUCUAUAGUAACAAAUGUAAGUCCAGUACUGGAUGGAGUCGCGAGAGGUUCGGUACUUGUAGAUUAUACUAAUUUAACUGGUAGACCAGAGAACACAAAAAUUGUACAAUCAUUUAAUUUAACUGCUUAUCAAAAAUUGUUACUGAGAAAACUUUCUUGAAUUUAUUAACUAUAAUGUAAAAAUGAACUGUACGAGAUAACAAAAUACA
This is a messenger RNA of Megachile rotundata (alfalfa leafcutting bee), 1249 nucleotides long. Its product is annotated as nucleoside hydrolase. The record is from RefSeq and is a predicted model, not a curated record. NCBI's taxonomy places the organism in Eukaryota, Metazoa, Arthropoda, Insecta, Hymenoptera, Megachilidae. Gene Ontology annotation, molecular function: hydrolase activity, hydrolyzing N-glycosyl compounds.